Medicago truncatula (barrel medic) is the source of this 1469-nucleotide messenger RNA. RefSeq lists its product as uncharacterized. NCBI's taxonomy places the organism in Eukaryota, Viridiplantae, Streptophyta, Magnoliopsida, Fabales, Fabaceae. The record is from RefSeq and is a predicted model, not a curated record. The coding region runs from base 442 to 816 and encodes 124 amino acids. The transcript has 2 exons.
AAAAUCUUCCUUUAACAAAAUUGUACGUAAAGGAUAAGGAGUUCUUUUGGCACACCGUAGUUGCAUUGCAUGAAAAUACACAAAUCAAAGCAAAAGAAUAGUGUCCUAUAUUGCUCCGUAUAAAGCAAAGUGUUGCCUCCAUGUCACGCUCAAAAAUCUCUCCCACUCUCUCUCUCUCUCCCUCUCUUAGUUCGAGAAAGUAUAGCAUAAUCCCUCCAACCUAUAAAGAAAACCAACCACACCCCUUAAUCCUUCGUAGUAAAAAAAAUUCAACUCAUAGCUACCUUAUAGUUAUACUACUCUUCCUUCUCUCCCUCUAUUUUUCUCUCUUGUUUUCUUGCACUUCAAUCAUUAUGCAAUUAUUAUAGCCUUUUUUUUAUCUUCUUCUAUAUGUCUUAUAGUAUAGGGUGAGACAUCUUGCUUCAUCCUAUAUAGUCCUAUAUGACAUAUAAAUAUAAUAUAACAAGAGAAAAAGCAUUGCAUAUGGAUACUAAUAGCAAUACUAGUAGUAGUAGUUUUUUGUUUUCAAGGUUUUUCUUUAGAGUACUUGUAGUGGUGGGGUUUGUUUGUUUUAUGGUUUUUAGUAGCUUAGUUAGUGGUGGAGGAACAGGACAAACAACUACAAGACAUUGGUCAGAGGAAACACUCAAACAUGAUGAUGAACAAGUUGUUGUUGGUAAAGACAAGGGUGUUGUUGUCAACCAUGAUGCACAAUUGGAUUUUAACUAUAUGAGUAAAAGAAGAGUUCCUAAUGGACCAGAUCCUAUUCACAACAGGAGAGCUGGAAAUUCUGGUAGACCUCCUGGUCAAACUUAGUCAACUGAGAAUUAGAGAAGCUUCAUCAAACAUGCAGAAGAUGACAAAAAAGGGCUAAUGAAAGUGAUUUCAUUUACAUCCCUAAGGUUCUUAGAAUUUCUGGCUUGUAUGCAAGGGCUAAUCACACUUAUGGAAAUUGAUUUGUUAAGGGAAGAGUUUUGUGGCCUUAAAAGGGAAAAGAGGAAAGUAGCUUGUGUCCCAAAGAAAAUAAGUUCAAAAGAAUAAAAAAUUUGUUUCAUGAAAAAACUGAAAUUUAGUGAGUGUUACACUUUUUUUUUUUUUGAACUUAUAUUGUGAAGAUGGGGUUGAGCUAGAGAGAAAUUGAGAGUCACAAAUUUCAAUUGAAAUUGAAAUUGAAAUCGAAAUCGAAAUCAGUGCUUGCAUGUAAAGCAAUUUAACAUUACUUUAAAAUUUUAAAGCAAGAGAGAUUUAUGUACAAAAUGUUGUAGCUAUAGAAGCAGCCAUAUGCAUAUUUUUUAAGGGGAAAAAAAUUAUUGGCUUUGGUUUGCUCAAUAUUAAAUUUGGAAAUUCUAUUUUGUUUUAAAUUAUUUAUUGGAAAAGAAUAGAUGUGAGUUCCUAAAGUAAAAGUAAAAAUUCCACCAUUUAAAGGUGUUGGGGAACAUGUAAAAGAAGGGUGUUUGCAUCUUAUGUUA